Papilio xuthus (Asian swallowtail) is the source of this 2720-nucleotide messenger RNA. RefSeq names its product toll-like receptor 3. Gene Ontology annotation, cellular component: extracellular matrix. NCBI's taxonomy places the organism in Eukaryota, Metazoa, Arthropoda, Insecta, Lepidoptera, Papilionidae. The record is from RefSeq and is a predicted model, not a curated record. Bases 321 to 2258 code for a protein of 645 amino acids. The transcript is spliced from 8 exons. Gene Ontology annotation, molecular function: protein binding.
ACUCCAUUAAUUGUGGUUUUAUUGUUAUUUAAGUGACCUUGACUCUAAUAAAAUAGAGCAAUAAAAGUGCGCGCUUGAGGUAUAAAAUAUUUAGAUUUUCUUUUGUUCGAUCGAUAAUGAAACGUAUCGAGUAUGUAAAUAGGUGUUUAUCCCAAGUGUGAUGAUUAGUUCGAAGCGGUAUGCAGAUUUUCUUGUAUGGAGACACGUUAUUGUAUACACACAUCAUCAAUGCCGCGAUAAUAUGUUGAUAACGAAUUUUAUCAUUUCACCUCGAUUACACGACGAAUGUAGAUGUGUACGAGUCGCGCUCGCGUUUCAAAAUGCGCGCCAUAAUAAUUUUGACGUUUAACUUUUUAAUUUUAAAUGUCAACGGUCAAGAAGUCGAUGCAGACGGCGUUACGGAGGAAGUGCAAAAAUUAAUAAAAUUGUGUUCGUUUUGUACGUGCAGUGAAAUACCAGAAAUCGAUGGUACUCAUUUAGUGUUCAAUAUAUUGUGUUCUGAAUUGGAUAGAAUACAGAAUGUUGCUGAUUUGGAUAAAAUUCAGUGGCCGGAGAACCCUAAUGGAUUGAAAAUUUCCGCUGCUUUUGAAGGUUUGGGACUCAAUACUCUUGGCAGAUUACCUCCAAAUGCACAAGUGGAAACUCUAAGGUUUAGUAAUAACGCAAUUAAGACGUAUUGGCCGGACCCGUUUAGCGAUGUAUCCAAUCUGAAGAGGCUAUCGUUCUCACAAAACGAGCUGAUGGAAAUAACACCAGAUCUAUUCACGAAUAUAGAACAUUUAGAGGAACUGGAUUUAUCUUACAACAAAUUAACGGAUUUUAAUUCGUUAGAUUUUAAAUUUUUACGCAAUUUAAAGAGAUUGAAUUUACAAAGUAAUCUUAUAAAGAAGAUGCCCAUCGAAGUUUUAAGCCCAAUGAUUUUGUUGGAGGAUUUAGAUUUAAGCAAGAAUGGAAUUUACGAUCUUCUACUACAGAAAACUGAAAGCGAGCCGUUUAAAGUCGUUAAAAGGUUGAGUUUAAGCGGGAAUAGAAUAAGAUCCGUGACCAAGGAGUCAUUUCCUCUUAAUAAUAGUAUUGAACUUCUAGACUUAUCAAACAACGUGAUAGAGAUUAUAGAAGAGAACGCAUUUCUCACUUGCGUCAAUCUGAGAGAAUUGAACCUUGGACAGAACAACAUAACGUUCACUUUCGCACUGCCGCCAUCACUGCAGAUUGCCAUAUUGAAAAUAAACACAUUAUACCACUGGCCCACAUUUCCUGACGGCAUCACUUACAUAGAUCUUUCGUACAAUAGAUUAUCGGAUAUGUAUAACGAAAAUCAAGUCGAGUUUGAAAAUUUAGAGAUUCUCAAUAUAGGUGGUAAUCAAAUAAAAGAUAUAAAUAUAGAAAAAAAAUUACCAAAGUUAUACAGUUUGGACAUAUCUUACAACUUAAUAAAAGACAUACCAAAAUGUUUGAGCAGUCAAAUAUUACCGAAAUUGGAAGAAUUGCGUUUAGAUGGCAACCCUAUAGAGGAUGUUUAUUUUAAAAACAUUCUAUCGUUGAAGAAUUUAUAUUUGAACGAUAUGCACAAGUUGGUGACUGUAAAGGAUAAGGCUUUCAGUAAUGUUAUUGGUAGAGGCGAUGAAACUAUGAACGAGAGAAAUUGUUUUUAUUUGUACAUGUCUAACUGUGGUUCUUUAAGUGAGAUACAAGAUGGCGCUUUUGAUGCAACAUCGUUGUGUAUGAUCGAUAUAAGCAAGAACAAUUUGACGAGACUGUCGAAGGACCUGCUUGACUGGCGGGCACUGACCGAAGGAGCAGACUUGCAGUACAAUCCAUGGGAGUGCUCCUGUCCCCUGCAAUGGAUGCUGGACGAUCUGCUGCCGACACUCUAUAAGAGCAAUUCAAGACUGCUGACUGAACUCAGAUGCGGGUCGCCGCGGGGCUACGAGGGUCUGCGGCUGGUGCACUGGUACAACUGGACGGAGCCCGCCAUGUGCAGCGACAUGAUGAUGCGCGCCGGACCGCACGGCACUUACAUCUUACAACCAUCAACGGACUCUGGUCCCAAGUUCAACUACAUGAUAAUAAUAUUAGUUGCGUGCAUCAGUGUAGCGUUGUUGAUAGCGGUCGCGUUGUUCGUGUACCUGGUGCGCAACAGACGGCGACACAGAGUGCGUCAAGCUGCGCUCAAACGUAAACGACAGACCGCAUCCGAUAUUAAGAACAGCAAUGGAUUGCAAAAGGAAAAGUUUGGAGCGUUUAAUAAAGCUUAGGUUAAACUCAAGUUUGCAUUAUAAAGAUUUUGUUAAGUUUAAUCUUGUAUAAAUGAAGUUUCUAUGGCUAACUUGUACAAAAACAUAUUGUCGUUCCUCUCACUCUGUUUAGUAAAACAGAGAUAACGAUGUAUUUAGGUACAAGUGUUUUUGGCAUUAAAAAUACCAUAAUAUAGUACUAUUCAAAUAUCUUAGCAGCACGGAACAUCGCACGAAUUGCGCAGAACACAAUGUUAGGUGUGACGAGGCGUAAAGGGAUGCCGGAGAGGGUACUGCGCUACUUAAUUUCAAACUAAGAUAUUUGAAAAGCACUAAAUUGGAUAAAUAAAGUCGGAUUGUGUUGCUUUAAUUGUAAUAAAUGGAAUUGUGGAUUAAGAAAAUCUGAAUAAUAUGUCAUCAUCAUCAUUAUCAUCAGCUCACUAUACGUCCCCACCGAGGGGCUCGGAGCCUACCCUAAGUUAA